Phlebotomus argentipes is the source of this 3289-nucleotide messenger RNA. RefSeq names its product ionotropic receptor 25a (gene Ir25a). NCBI's taxonomy places the organism in Eukaryota, Metazoa, Arthropoda, Insecta, Diptera, Psychodidae. Gene Ontology annotation, cellular component: postsynaptic membrane; plasma membrane. Gene Ontology annotation, biological process: monoatomic ion transport; modulation of chemical synaptic transmission; synaptic transmission, glutamatergic. Gene Ontology annotation, molecular function: glutamate-gated receptor activity; transmitter-gated monoatomic ion channel activity involved in regulation of postsynaptic membrane potential. The coding region runs from base 1 to 2826 and encodes 941 amino acids. The transcript has 6 exons. The record is from RefSeq and is a predicted model, not a curated record.
AUGUGUGUGGCCAAGGUGAAAAUUCGGUGCAAGAGUUUGAUUUUUCUUUUCUUGUUCGGAUUUUUGGGCGAAGUUGAGUUGCAAACUACGCAGAAUAUUAACGUUUUGUAUAUCAAUGAAGUGGGGAACGACAUAGCGGCCAAGGCGGUGGACGUGGCUGUGAAUUAUGUGAAGAAGAAUCCCAAUCUCGGCCUGUCCGUCGAGGUGGUGUCCGUUGAGGGGAAUCGCUCGGACUCCAAGGGACUCCUAGAGUCCCUUUGCUCCACGUACAAUCGGGCGCUGGUGAUGAAUUCGCCACCGCACGUCAUCCUGGACACCACAAUCACGGGUGUGGCAUCGGAGACAGUGAAGUCCGUGAGUUCUGCUCUUGGAAUUCCCACCGUGAGCGGCUCCUUCGGCCAGGAGGGCGAUCUGAGGCAGUGGCGCGAGAUAAAUGACAAGAAGAAGAACUACUUGCUGCAAAUCAUGCCGCCCGCCGAUCUCAUCCCCGAAGUGAUUCGUGGCAUCAUCAUCAAUCAGAACAUCACCAGCGCUGCAAUUCUCUACGACUCGUAUUUUGUGAUGGAUCACAAGUACAAGGCUCUGCUUCAGAACAUUCCCACACGCCAUGUCAUCACGGCGAUCAAUACUGAGCAGCGCGCCGAGCAGAUAGAAAAGCUGAGGAAUCUCGACAUCAACAACUUCUUCGUGCUCGGCGGAUUGACCUCCGUGAAGGCGGUUUUGGAAUCCGCCAAGAAGGAGUACUUCGAGAGGAACUUCGCCUGGCACGCCAUCACGCAGCAAAGAGGAGAUCUCACAGCCAAUCUGGACAAUGCCACCAUAAUGUUCUUGCGGCCUGUGCCGGACAGCAAGGCCAAGGAUCGCUUGGGUGUCAUGAAGACGACAUACAAUCUCAAGCAAGAGCCUGAAAUCACCUCAGCUUUCUACUUUGAUUUGGCUCUGAGGACUUUCUUGGCUGUCCGCGAAAUGCUCCAAGUCGGCGCCUGGCCAAUGGACAUCAAGUACUUGAACUGCGACAACUACGAUGGCACAAACACUCCUGACCACAUAAUUGAUCUCAAGUCCUACUUCAUUGGCGUCUCCGAGCCCACAACUUACGGCACUUUUGAGUUCAACACGAGACCUUCGGUGCCCUUCAACGGUUACAGCUUCAUGAAGUUCGACAUGGACAUCAAUGCUGUGUCCAUCAGAGGAGGAGCAUCGGUCAAUACGAAAAAUCUGGGCUACUGGACAGCCGGUCUGGAUGCCAGUAUUUCGAUUAAGAAUCAGGAGGACAUGAGAAAUCUCACAGCCGAUGUGGUUUAUAGGAUUUAUACAGUUGUUCAACCGCCAUUCAUCAUCCGGGACAAGGACGCGCCGAAGGGCUACAAAGGCUACUGCAUAGACCUAAUAGAUGAGAUAGCGAACAUCGUGAAGUUCGACUACAUGAUCCAAGAGGUGGAGGACGGUAAGUUUGGCAACAUGGACGAGAAGGGCGAUUGGAAUGGAAUCGUGAGGAAGCUGAUCGACAAGCAAGCGGACAUCGGUCUGGGCUCAAUGUCGGUGAUGGCAGAACGAGAGACAGUCAUCGACUUCACCGUUCCCUACUACGAUCUCGUGGGCAUCACGAUCAUGAUGCAACUGCCCAGCACUCCCAGUUCCCUCUUCAAAUUCCUCACCGUGCUGGAGACGAACGUGUGGCUCUGCAUCCUGGCGGCCUACUUCUUCACCAGCUUCCUCAUGUGGGUCUUCGAUCGCUGGAGCCCAUACAGUUAUCAGAACAACCGCGAGAAGUACAAGGAUGACGACGAGAAGCGAGAGUUCAACAUCAAGGAGUGCCUCUGGUUCUGCAUGACUUCUCUCACGCCUCAAGGAGGCGGAGAAGCACCGAAGAAUCUCUCAGGACGCUUGGUGGCGGCCACGUGGUGGCUCUUCGGAUUCAUCAUCAUCGCUUCGUACACCGCCAAUCUGGCUGCCUUCCUCACCGUCUCCCGUCUGGACACUCCCGUGGAAUCUCUGGACGAUCUGGCGAAGCAGUAUAAAAUCCUCUACGCACCUCUCAACGGCUCCUCUGCCAUGACGUACUUCCAGCGCAUGGCGGACAUCGAGGGACGCUUCUACGAGAUCUGGAAGGACAUGUCGCUCAAUGACUCCCUCACGCCCGUGGAGAGAUCCAAACUCGCCGUGUGGGAUUAUCCGGUGAGUGACAAGUACACAAAGAUGUGGCAAGCGAUGCAGGAAGCCGGACUGCCCAACAGCCUCGACGAAGCCGUGGGCAGAGUAAGGAAUUCCACUACAGCCACAGGAUUCGCCUUCUUGGGAGAUGCCACGGACAUUCGCUAUCUCGUGUUGACAAACUGCGAUCUGCAGAUCGUUGGCGAGGAGUUUUCUCGCAAGCCCUACGCCAUAGCCGUGCAACAAGGAUCUCCGCUCAAGGAUCAGUUCAACAAUGCGAUUCUAAUGCUGCUCAACAAGCGCCAGCUGGAGAAACUGAAGGAGAAGUGGUGGAAGAAUGACGAUGUUCAGAGCACUUGUGAGAAGCCCGAGGAUCAAUCGGACGGCAUUUCCAUCCAGAACAUCGGCGGUGUGUUCAUCGUGAUCUUUGUGGGCAUCGGCAUGGCGUGCGUGACGCUCAUCUUCGAGUACUGGUGGUACAAGUACCGCAAGAACCCCAAGAUCAUCGACGUGAGCGAGGCGCCCAUGACGCAAGCCGCGGGAAAACACCACGAGAAGCUGGGCGGCGACAUUGGUGGCCUCAUCAAGUUCGACGGCAAGACGUCCAACAAUGCCGCACUGCGUCCGCGCAACCAGCUGGCGGCCGCCAGCACCUUCAAGCCACGCUUCUGAGCCCCAAGUGGCCCCCCAAAUGUGUGUGUAUUGACUUUCUGCACCGUGACUCUGGCUUCAUUUCCCGCCAAAACAAACGCGCAACAAUGUGUGUCGCUGAGGAUGUGGUCAGCCGCUCUCUCUCUCAGCUAAAUUGUCUCAAUUUGCACUCCCGGCCAUUCUCAAUAAAGGCGUGCGUGUGGUGAAAAGACACUGCCUUUUGCGACGGAGUCAAUAUCUCUCUCUGUGGUCAGCGUGUGACUGGCAUUCCAUUCCUUAAGCCCCUGUCCAAUAAAUAUUCCCCCCACUAAGAGGCCCCCCAAAUAAAUCAAUCAAAUCACACUCUCUGCCGGCCGAUAAUUUGCACCCGAAUUUGCGAUAAUUUAACUGUGUUAAGUCCCAAAACCACAAGACUUCGAUUGUCUUGCUGACAAUGUGGACAAAAGCCCAGUACUUUUUAUAACAUUUCAUCAUCACCUCCGGC